UCCACAUCAUGGUUGCAUUCUGUUCUCCUCAAUUCAAAUACUCAAACAUGGGAUGGCUACAAGAGUUAGAGCCUGCACAGUCCUUAAGUAUUAACCCUAAGGAGAACAAUUAUGUUUCCUCUUUACCGCAAUAUCAUCUAUUCUCUUCACCGAAGCAACAACAUCUUGAGACUGAAACGUCACCACCAUCUCCUAAGCUUAUGGUGAAGAAGCUUAACCACAAUGCUAGCGAACGUGAUCGCCGCAAAAAGAUCAAUGGCUUGAUUUCUUCACUUCGUUCACUUCUUCCUGAUCAAGAUCAAACGAAAAAAAUGAGCAUUCCGGUAACAAUUUCAAGAGUCUUAAAAUACAUACCGGAAUUACAAAAGCAAGUUGAAGGAUUAACUAAGAAAAAAGAAGAUCUUAUAUCAAGAAUUUCCCAGCAACAAUAUGCAGUCAACAAAGAUUCACAUAGGAAAAUAAUUCCUAAUUACAGUUCUUCUUUUGUGGUUUCAACAAGUAGACUUAAUGAUAAUGAGCUUGCUAUUCAUAUCUCAUCUUAUGAAGCUUACAAGAUUCCAUUAUCUGAGAUCUUGUUGUGUUUGGAAAAUAAUGGACUUGUUCUACUAAGUUCUUCCUGUUCUAAAACAUUUGGAGGGAGACUCUUCUACAACUUGCAUUUUCAGGUGGGAAAUGCUCAAAGUUUAGAGUGUGAUGUUCUUAUUCAGAAGCUUUUGCCAGCAAUGUAA
This is a messenger RNA of Vicia villosa (hairy vetch), 728 nucleotides long. Its product is annotated as transcription factor ORG2-like. The transcript has 3 exons. Gene Ontology annotation, biological process: regulation of transcription by RNA polymerase II. Gene Ontology annotation, cellular component: RNA polymerase II transcription regulator complex. The coding region runs from base 9 to 728 and encodes 239 amino acids. The record is from RefSeq and is a predicted model, not a curated record. NCBI's taxonomy places the organism in Eukaryota, Viridiplantae, Streptophyta, Magnoliopsida, Fabales, Fabaceae. Gene Ontology annotation, molecular function: DNA-binding transcription factor activity, RNA polymerase II-specific; RNA polymerase II transcription regulatory region sequence-specific DNA binding; protein dimerization activity.